Molecule: messenger RNA, 939 nt
Organism: Ogataea parapolymorpha DL-1
Lineage: Eukaryota; Fungi; Ascomycota; Pichiomycetes; Pichiales; Pichiaceae
Product: GTP cyclohydrolase-2
Exons: 1
Coding region: 1-939 (312 amino acids)
Biological process (GO): riboflavin biosynthetic process
Molecular function (GO): GTP cyclohydrolase II activity
Source: RefSeq, a predicted model, not a curated record
AUGGACGCUCAGGAUGUUUUUCAAGAUAUGCCUCUCAUAUCCCCCACUAUAUCGCCUAGCAAGGCAAUAUCGAUAAAUGGUAACGGAAUACAAGGUCACAAGCUCGAGAGAGACCAACUUCCGGAAACAUUGCCUUCCGUGGAGUGCGUGGCUCGUGCUAGGAUCCCAACUACCCAGGGUCCUGAGAUAUUUCUGCAUUUGUACUCCAACAACGUCGACAACAAGGAACAUUUGGCCAUCGUCUUUGGAGAAGAUAUCCGAUCGAAGUCGCUAUUUAAACGUCGGCCGGGCGAGACACAGCAUGACAGAAUGACCAGAGGAGCAUAUGUCGGCAAACUCCGGCCUGGCAGAGACAUCGCUGACAGGGACGAUGUGCUCGGAAUCGAGCUGAAAUUCGACGAGGACGGAAACAUGGUCAACGAAACCCAGUUGAAAGAGCCGGUUUUGGUCCGUAUUCACUCGGAAUGCUACACAGGAGAGACUGCCUGGUCGGCCAGAUGCGACUGUGGCGAACAAUUUGACGAAGCUGGUCGUUUGAUGGGUGAGAACGGCCAUGGAUGUAUUGUCUACCUGCGACAGGAGGGCCGUGGUAUAGGAUUGGGAGAAAAAUUGAAGGCUUACAAUCUGCAGGACCUCGGAGCAGACACCGUCCAGGCCAAUUUGAUGCUGAGACACCCUGCCGACAAGAGAAGUUUUUCGCUGGCUACCGCUAUUCUGCUCGACUUGGGACUGGUCGAGAUCCAACUUCUCACUAAUAAUCCCGAUAAAAUAGUUGCCGUAGAGGGCAAGAACAGAUCUGUCAAGGUGGUGAAACGGAUACCUAUGAUUCCGCUCGCAUGGCAGCAGGAAAAUGCCGGAAUUAAAUCUAAGGAAGUGGAAGGCUAUUUGCGUACUAAAGUUGAGAAGAUGGGCCAUCUGCUUACCACACCCGACGUUUGA